Molecule: messenger RNA, 1445 nt
Organism: Alligator sinensis (Chinese alligator)
Lineage: Eukaryota; Metazoa; Chordata; Crocodylia; Alligatoridae
Exons: 6
Coding region: 123-1445 (440 amino acids)
Source: RefSeq, a predicted model, not a curated record
GUGACGUGACCUGGCUGCGCAAGGGAGCAGGAGAGCGGGAGCCCAGGCCCGUGGGCGGCUCCGACACCCACAGCAUCCACACCACCACCCCCAGCCGGGCGCCGGACGGGAAGUCCUACAGCAUGGAGUCCGAGCUGUGCUUCACCCCGUCGGGGCCCGAGGACGACGGGGUCGAGUACCAGUGCAGGGUGGAGCACGAGACCCUACAGAAAACAACAGCCGAGUCCACCGGGCCCCUGCCGCUCCGAGUUCAGCCACAGCUGUCCCAGAUCCAGGUGUUGCCUGAUGGGGAUGCCCCGAGGGAAACGCUGUUUGCCGUCCGCAUCGAGAACUUCUACCCCCAGAAGAUCCAUGAGAUCCGAUGGAAAAUUGAUGGAAAACCCUGGGAAAGGUCCAAGCCCAGAGAGAUCAGCCCCAACUCGGACGGCACCUUCACGGCGACGAGCAUGUUGAGAGUGCCCAGCCGGAGCCUGACCGGCCCGGGGCUGCGAGUGCGAGUGUCCGUGCAGCACGGCCACAGAGACCCCCCGGUGGAGAGAGAGCUAUGCCUGGGGGACGCUGAUGUCCUGAAGCCCCCGGAGGUGUCAGACAUCCUCAACUCAGUGUCUGCAGAGGGGCGAGUCACCCUGAGCUGCCGCAUCACGGGGCAUUUCCCGGGGGAGCUGAGCGUGACCUGGCUGCAGAAGCCCAGGCCUGGAUCUGUGCCCGUGACCCUGCAGGACUCGGCUGAGCACAGCAUCGACCCUGGCACGGCCGUCCUGGCACCGGACGGGAAGAGCUUCCAGCAGGAGACCACACUCAGCCUCACUCAGCAUGGCCUGGGCGCCGAGUACAUCUGCCGGGUGGGACACGUCUCCCUGGGGACCCCCGUCGAGAGAAGCAGCGUUCAGCCACAGCUGUCCCAGAUCCAGGUGUUGCCUGAUGGGGAUGCCCCGCAGGAAACGCGGUUUACCAUCCGCAUCGAGAACUUCUACCCCCAGCACAUCCACGAGAUCCGAUGGAAAGUUGACGGAAAACCCUGGGAAAGGUCCGAGCCCAGCGAGAUCAGCCCCAACCCGGACGGCACCUUCACGGCGACGAGCGUGUGGAGAGUGCCCAGCCGGAGCCUGACCGGCCCGGGGCUGCGAGUGCGAGUGUGCGUGCAGCACGGCCCCGGAGACCCCCCGGUGGAGAGAGAGCUAUGCCUGGGGGAUGCUGAGUGCCUGAAGGGCAAGGUGGGCCUGGCCUUCCUGUUUGACAGCUACAACAGCAUGAACGAGCAGCAGUUCAGCCUCAUCCGCAAAUUCAUGGUGGAGUUCGCCGCGGUGCAGUUCUCCUUGGACGUGCAGACAGAGUUUGACUUCACAAACUACACGCAAAACCCCAAUCCCCAGGAACUGCUGAGGGAUGUGAAGCACAUGAAGGUGCUGACAGACACCUUCAAGGCCAUCAAACACCUGGUGUGA